AAAAGGGUUGUUUCGUAUGAAGAUAGAGGUGGUAUAUGAGAGGCAGACGCAGAGGCAUCUUACAGAGAUGACGAUGAAAAUUGUUUUACGUUUGUGACGCGGAUAUUUGAAUCGGCCCUGGGAACCGUGUCAGCUGUAACGAUUAAGAAGAACGGGAGGCGUCGCCGUGAUCGAUGGCGUAUCCUACUAGUCCAUAUGAACAGAUGAGGCCUGCCAGGAACGUCACAUUUUACACAAGCUAUAGGAAAGGUGUGAAGUACCAGCGGCUGACUGCAGCACCCGAGAAACAGUGUAGUACGUUGUGUCCUGGGACAGCGCAGGCCUGACGCGUAACGACUACAGUAAGAGCGAAACAGAUGAAUACAUUGUGGUAUGCCUUGUUAACCUCGAAGCUAUUACUAUGAGUCAACGAGUGUCAUGGUUACGCAAGAGACUGCAUGGUGACGGUGAGGUUUUAUCUCAUUCUGUGAUCUGAACCUUAAGCAAAUGUGUUCAACACACCGCCGCUGCAUAAAAUGGACUCCGAUAAUAGCGUUGCUUCUUAUUCACAGCCCCUUCACCAUCUCUCAACAUCUCAUCACACAUCAGACUCCCAUGGGGACCGUUACGAGAGUCACUCCAUUCAGCCUUCGGGUCGCCAUGACAACCGGACACGUUGCUACAGCGACAUCUAUGAGCAUCGAAUCUGCAAAUGACAGCAAACCCACCUGGAUGGUUUCGUGUGAACCGAACGUCAUUCAAGCCCACAAAAGCUGACAUGACACUGAUAUUCCGGCUAACGGAUUAAUCACGUAGUUACCCAUGAGUAGUCAAACAGUGUAGUUUACACAUGAUGGUGUGGUAUUCUAGUGUUUUAUUUAUUUGUUUGUUUAUUUAACAUUUUUUAAAUUAUUGAUGUUAUUAAAAUAUUGAUCAAGACUGGUGAUAGAAAGGUAGAAAGUUGAUUUGUACACUAGAGGGCGUCCAUGGAUCAGAAGGUUUACAGAGUAAAGCGGGGGUAUGAUGAGGACCCAUCAUACCACCACUUAGCAUAAUGUAAAAGUGCUCGCUAAAAUCCUCGCCGUUCUCAAGUAAUGCCGAAAUACAAGAAUAAACUCUUCCUAAUUAUUUUACAUAUAAAAAUCAAAUCCGAUGAGGUUAUGUACAAAUAGCUGCUGCUACUUUUUUUUUCUUUUUUCCCCCCAGUUGUUUAAUGCCUAGGUAGCUAAUGGCCCAGUGCUAGCCCACACAUCAAUUUUUCAUCAAAUGAACUCAUGUUAAUGUGGGUCUCGGAACACCUCCGUACGCUGUGAUGAGACUGUGUUUCAGGCACGAUGUCAACUAGAACACUUUAACCGAGAUGCCACACACUCUCAGAAAGAUGGUAUUAAACUGUAUUGUAUCUUCCCGUGUCACAGGGCUGGUACCUUAUCAUUUGUACCACUAAUAUACUGUAUGCUAUAUGGCCAAAGGUAUCCAUUGCAGUCUUAUUGAACGAUGGGCACUAAUAUGGAUUUGGUCCACUUUUGCUGCUAUAACAGCUUCCACUCUUCUGGGAAGGCUUUCCACUAGAUUUUGGAGCGUGGCUGGAGGGAUUUCUGUCAAUUUGGCAAUGUUGUGCGAGAUGGUCUGGGGUGCAAUCGGUGUUCCAGUUCAACUCAAAGGUGUUCAGUGGGGUUGAGGUCAGGGAUCUGUCGAGGACACUCGAGUUCUUCCAGUCCAAACUUUGGUAAACCAUGUCUUCAUGGGGCUCGCUUUGUGCACGGGGACGUUGUGAUGCUGGAACAGGUUUGGGGAAGAACCACAUACAGUAUGGGUGUGAUGGGCAGGCAUCCAGAAACGUUUGGCCAUAGAGUGUCUAUCUUUCACAUGGAAAUAUGAACAGCCUUAGUCUACCUUUAAAAAGAUUUAAGGAGCAGAAUCAGACCUUAUAUACUGUAGUUACCUACUAUUGUAAAGCUUUAAAAAGGCACUAUUCUAAGUAAAAGACACAUACUAAAAGGGGCAAGGAGUGGUAAAUAGUUCACUUUUUCUUCUUCUUCUUCUUCUGGGCCAUUUUGGUCUAGUUUUUAAAGGCUACAAAAUAUUAAUAGUGAUACUGAUCAAUACUGAUUGAUAAUAAUGUAAAACAGUUAAGCUAACCCUCAUAAUCCAAAGCAUUCUUGGCCCAAAAUGAUCUGAUAUCUGGGUGUAGCCUACUACAAACGAUCGCAGACAUUUUAAUGGCUUCCACUACAAAUACCAUUACAAACCAUCAGCCGUUAACCAUUAUUACCAUUAUUGGUCCUUAAUGGUAUCCAUUAGAUAUAACAAACCAUUACAGUUUUCCAUCAAAACCAAUACAAUUCCCAUUAUAGCAUUCAAACCAGUACAAAUUCUCAGGUCUAUAAGGCAAGUGUUGUGAUUUUGGCAAACACGUUUAGCAUGAUGCUAAUUUGUGUUGUAAAUGAGACUAAAGAAGGGAAAGAAAUUUGGACACUAGAUAUCUUCUGGCUGCACUGUUUGGGUCCUAGUUUUCUGAAUAACAGACUGCCUUUGACAGACUUUCACAUGGACUUGACUUUGUAGGCUAAAUCUGGAUAUUUUAUUUGAUUUAUUUCCUUUUUCGUACAGGCACACGCUGUUCUCCUCAGACUCCACCACAGCUGUGAUGGCUGAGGAGAACGUGCCAUGGUGGAUUUGAUGGUGAAACCGUCAUUUAGCUGUGUAGACACACACACACACACAUGCGCGCGCGCCCGCACGCGCGCGCCCGCUCAAGUCUCUCAGAUUUGGCGGCAGCGCGAGCGCGUUGGAUCUACCAGCCACCAUUGGAACGACCACACGUCCUCCAAAAGACCCUCGUUUACGAUUAAGCACUGGUUUCGUUUCCUGAAUAAAAAAAGAAGAAGAAGAAGAAGAAGAAAACAGAAGGAUUUCUGUCGCUGCAGGAAAAUGAGAUGAAGUCGGGCGGGUUCUUGGCACGGAUGAGAUUUUUGAGGAGGAUGCGCGAGCGAGGAGGAAACGGGAACGGUAACGGCUCAGGGAUGUGUGAAGUCAAAAACGAAAAAGCGCUUUCCACGAGGUGAGGUCCGACUUACCACAGGAACGGAAAUGGUGUACGCUCUGCCGAUGGACGCCGCGAAGCCGUCUCUGCACACGGCGCUCAUGACAUACCUGAUGCCGAACAAUUCGGAGAGGGACAACGCGUCGAGACUCGCAGCCAGUUCACCCACGCCCGUCUGCAAUCUGGACACGUCCUCGCUCCAACCAAACAGCAGCCGGGUGUCCUACGAGCUCACUCCAGCGGAAGUGACCGUUCUCGGGCUGAUCUUUGGCGUCUUUUGGCUAGUCUCGGUUCUAGGGAAUGCUUUGGUGUGUCUGGUGAUACACCGCAGCCGCAGGACUCAGUCGACCACCAAUUACUUUGUGGUGUCGAUGGCUUGUGCCGAUUUGCUCUUGAGCCUGGGCUGCGCUCCGUUCGUUCUGCUCCAGGUCUCGUCCGGGUAUUGGCCCCUGAGCGCGGCGGCCUGCAGGGCCGUGCGGUACAUCCAGCACUUGUGUCCUGGUGUGCAGGUCUACGUGCUCCUCUCCAUCUGUGUGGAUCGCUUCUACACGAUCGUGUAUCCACUGAGCUUCAAAGUGUCUCGGGAGAAGGCGAAACGCAUGAUCCUGGCUUCUUGGCUCUUCGACGCGGCGUUCGUCUCCCCGUGCCUCUUUUUCUAUGGAUCUUCCUCGGCAGUCGCGCAGAGACACUGCGAAUUUUUCCUUCCGGGAUCUUGGGAUGGUCUGGCCUACGCUCUGAUUCACCUCCUGUUCGGGUUCCUGGUCCCAGCACUUCUCAUCUUAUCCUUCUACCAGAGGGUAGUGCGCUACAUCUGGCGGAUUAGCGCGGACAGACGCACGGUGCGCAGGACUAUGAACAUCGUGCCCAGAACGAAAGUCAAAACCAUCAAGAUGUUCCUGAUGCUCAACACUGUGUUCCUCCUCACAUGGAUGCCUUUUUACGUAGCACAGCUUUGGCAUCCCGAUAUAUCUGCUGGGCCCAGCAGGCAGGGGGCGCUGUUCUUUGUCGCAAUCACGUGGAUGUCGUUCAGCUCCACCGCUUCGAAGCCAACGCUCUACUCGGUGUACAACGCCAAUUUCAGACGAGGGAUGAGAGAGACGUUCUGCAUGUCGUCCAUGAAGUGCUACCGGAGCAACGCGUACACCAUCACCGCAAGUUCACGGAUAGCCAAGAAAAACUACGUGGGCGUCGUAGACUUGCCUGCGCCGCCAAAAACUCUGAUCAAAGAUUCCGUUUAUGACACUUUCGACCGAGACGCCAAAGAGAAAAAACUGGCAUGGCCUAUAAGCGUCAACCCACCGAACACGUUCGUAUAGAACGGCGCGGUGACAAGUCCGUCCAAACGUACUCAAAGGUGCUCGGGUUCACUUUGUUUUGGAAACACACCUAGCAUCGAGCACCGAAAGUGCUAUACCUAUUGUCAAUCUAACCGAACCUGACAAGCAGGACAUGACAAAAGCAAAAAAAAAAAAAAAGGUGAACUGACAGUAGCCGGGCGUCUAGCUCACGUGUUCACGAGGAGAAGCGCUUUCGUCUUAUUUCUGUCUGUAAUAUGUCACGUAAUGUUCGAUUCCUGUAUGUUGUUUUUCUCGUGAUCAUAAAUGUCGUGAUGCAGGUCGGAAGACGCUCACUGAGACGAAGGACCCGCGAGUCUGUCUUAUCUCCAUGUCCGUGCAGUCUAGAUCUGUCCUGCGGGUUCGUGUGAGGAACGUCGUCUACACCGCAGUCGACGGACGGGCUUUCUACUGACGCUUUCGUUUCUUACCAUCGAGUGUUACUUUCUGUAGGGAUCACGUCCUUUUCCAGCAAACUGUCCAAAACUGUACUGCAUUAAACAAUGAUGAGCGAAGAAGACGAAUAAAAAGGAAUCUGUUACAUAUCAAAUGCAGGCUCAAUUUCUUCAUGUGAUCGCCGUAGAGCAGACGGCGUGAUUUCCGCUUUUUUUAUUUAUUUAUUUUUUUUUAUUAUGGACGGCAAACGAGCGUUAGAAAGACGCGGAUCCGUUUACACGACGACGGUUUGACAGGAGACCUGCAAGCGAAAGACGUCGACUCUUUCACUGUAGAAUCGUAUCGUCGUUACGCGAGACAUAAAUAAAAACAGGUAAAACAUCCGUUAACUACGGAGGCUCGGAAAAAGCCACGAGGUUCCUUUCCUCAUGAUCAGAAUCGAAACGCACGAUUAGACGUCCAUGUCCAAGCAUGUCCGUUUCGACUUUAAUCGGCGCUCGGCGAUUUCCGUUUUUAAAAGUCUAUACAUUCAGGUUGCAGCCGUGUUCCGUAUAAUACGACGUUUAUACGUCGUACAUAUGGGGAUAUUCCCGUAUACGCGGUUGUUGUAAGUACGCCCGAGAUACCAAGCCGUCAGCACCCACGAUUCCUCGCGGACCGAGCACGUCCAUCCGUUCAGUGGAGUUUCUGAAUACGGUGUUUACGUGCACCACAUUUCUGAUUAAAAACGGGCACGUUCCAGGGGUGGAAAUCAGGAUUUGGCGAAUCAGAAUCUGAAUCGGUCACUCGGAUUGCGACUCGAUACUAAUCGGAAUAUUUCCAAAUUGCGAUUAAUAACGGAAUAUCGAUGUGAUCCUGAACAGUUUCAUUACCAGAUAACUUAAGGGGCGUCGCCACGACAUCU
Messenger RNA from Ictalurus furcatus (blue catfish), 5659 nucleotides. RefSeq names its product G protein-coupled receptor 19 (gene gpr19). The record is from RefSeq and is a predicted model, not a curated record. The coding region runs from base 3073 to 4341 and encodes 422 amino acids. Gene Ontology annotation, cellular component: plasma membrane. Gene Ontology annotation, biological process: G protein-coupled receptor signaling pathway. NCBI's taxonomy places the organism in Eukaryota, Metazoa, Chordata, Actinopteri, Siluriformes, Ictaluridae. Gene Ontology annotation, molecular function: neuropeptide receptor activity. The transcript is spliced from 2 exons.